Molecule: messenger RNA, 786 nt
Organism: Scheffersomyces stipitis CBS 6054
Lineage: Eukaryota; Fungi; Ascomycota; Pichiomycetes; Serinales; Debaryomycetaceae
Product: Golgi transport complex subunit
Exons: 1
Coding region: 1-786 (261 amino acids)
Source: RefSeq, a predicted model, not a curated record
AUGUCCGUUGAUCGGUCCAUUGCCGGAACGCCAGUGCCGGUCGUCUCAGAAGACUCAGUUUCCAUGUUCAUGGAUCCAGACUUCAAUCCUUCCAACUACAUAGACAAACUCUUUCAGACCAUAACAUCCAGCUCUGUGCCGUCAGCAGCAUACUCAAAAGCUUCGUUGGGUAAACUUUCCUAUGACAUCUCGCAAUUGGUGACUCAUCUCGACUACUACACAAGUGAAUUGUCCAAUAACAACUUGCGACAGACGCUUCAGACACUCAACAACUCCAAUUUGGUCAUUCUCCAAGGAAAUAAAGAUGAUAGUAGCGAGCCAAAUCUCACUCGUUUGCAGUACUAUGUGAAUGUGUUGAAUAACAGCAUUCUCACGUUGCUGGGAGAAUUGAAAUCCAUCAACGAGGACAUUUCUCAAAGUAAAGUAAAUGAUAGACUGAUCAACAACGAGUCGAUCAAUGACUUGAUUCAGCUCAAAAAAGUAAAACAAAACCUCACACUGGUAUUGCACCUCUACGAAUUCUUGAGCGGCAUACUCUCUAGCACCAGCGGGGAAACCAAAACAAGUUAUACUGUUGAAGAGUUCCAGAAUGUCCUCAACACAUCAUUUGAUUCCAUCAGAAACGAAUUGGAAGCUGGAGAAAAAGCUAAUAAACAGAAAAUCUUGGCUCAUAUAGACCAUCUCGUCGAACUCAGCGGUUUGUUUGUCAAUUUGAAGAACUUCCAGAGCCCAUUCAGGAAAUACAUAACUCGGUUGACGGUGUUGAAAGAAGAGAAUUCAAAGUAG